This is a messenger RNA of Papilio polytes (common Mormon), 1637 nucleotides long. RefSeq names its product probable glutamate--tRNA ligase, mitochondrial (gene GluRS-m). Gene Ontology annotation, biological process: glutamyl-tRNA aminoacylation. The transcript is spliced from 6 exons. Bases 111 to 1637 code for a protein of 508 amino acids. NCBI's taxonomy places the organism in Eukaryota, Metazoa, Arthropoda, Insecta, Lepidoptera, Papilionidae. Gene Ontology annotation, molecular function: ATP binding; tRNA binding; zinc ion binding. The record is from RefSeq and is a predicted model, not a curated record.
UAAAAACAGCUGAUUAUGACGGAACGAAAAAGAAAGAAAAAUAUUAUGAAACAUUCAUAAUAUAAAGGUGAUUUUUUCGUAAAUAAAAUUAAGUGCAACUAAAGAAAAGUAUGCCGAACGUUAAAAUGGUGAACGUUGUUGUGAAGAGUUUAUUUAUACCUUCGUAUAACUUAUAUCGGACAUUGAAAACUGUUUGCCCGCGAGUUAGAUUUGCGCCUAGUCCCACAGGUUAUUUACAUUUAGGUGGUUUAAGGACCGCUCUUUAUAAUUAUUUAUUUGCGAAAUCACGCGGCGGUAUAUUUAUUUUACGGAUAGAAGAUACAGAUCAAACUAGAAAAGUGCCGGGUUCGGUAAAUGCUCUUGUAAAGGAUUUAAAUUGGGCAGGCGUUGAAUAUGAUGAAGGACCGGAGAAAGACAGUCAAUAUGGACCAUAUAUUCAAAGUGAACGAUUGAACAUAUAUAAAGACCAUAUAACUAAAUUACUUGACAAUGGAUCAGCAUACCAUUGCUUCUGUACAGAAAGGAGACUUAAUAUAUUGAGGAGAGAUGCUGUUAAGUUGCAAAGAGUGCCUAAGUAUGACAAUCGGUGCAGGCAUCUAACACGGGAAGAGGUCAAGGAAAAGUUGAAGUCGGGAAUCCCUUAUUGUAUUAGAUUUAAGCUUACUUCAGAUGUCCAGUAUUACGAAGAUAUGGUGUUUGGUAACAUAGCUUAUGAUGUAUCUCUUAAUGAAGGCGAUCCAGUACUCAUAAAAGGAGAUGGAUACCCAACAUAUCAUUUUGCGAAUGUUGUCGAUGACCACCUUAUGGGUAUUACUCAUGUAUUACGCGGAGUGGAGUGGCAGAUAUCUACAACGAAACAUUUAUUGAUCUACAGAGCUUUCGGGUGGAUACCACCAGAAUUCGGUCACUUACCACUGAUCGUGAAUUCAGAUGGUACAAAACUAAGCAAAAGACAGAGUGACGUCAAAGUGGAAGAUUAUAGGAGGAAUGGUAUUCUUCCGUUAGCUUUAGUGAAUUACAUAACAUUAUCUGGCGGCGGCUUCGAGCAUGUCGUCGGCGAAGGAAUUCGCCUGAAGACAAUGGAGGAAUUAACUCAAGAGUUCCAGAUAAACAGGAUCUCGUCACAUCCUAGUCGUUUAAAUCCAGAUUUACUAGAGGAAUGCAAUCGAUUGGAGAUAAAACGGCAACUCCAAGACGUCACACUAUCAGAACAACUGGUCGAUAAUUUGCAAGAAUUAAUAAAAACCACUUAUCCAGAACACAAUUUAAAUGUUUCCAAAGAACAUGUAAAGAAUAUAUUAAAUUGGGCCACAUCUAGAAUAACAAGAAUAGAAGAAUUAGUUUCGACAAAAUUCGCAUUCAUGUGGAUUCUCCCGACCAUAGACAAGAUGGACAUAGACAAUCAAUUAUUGGAGAAGUUAGUUCAGAAUUUGGAGAAAAUAGAAAUCUUUGAAGAAGACUCCCUCAAGAAUAAUUUACGAAAUUUCUCAGAAGAGAAUAAAGUUAAAUUUCCGGCGCUGAUGAAAAUGCUGAGAUCAGUUCUCAGUGGGUUAAAGGAAGGUCCAGGGGUCGCGGAAAUGAUGCAUUUAUUAGGGAAAAAUCAAUCUUUAGAAAGAAUAAAAGCUGUUAUACGAUAA